UGUGUGUGUAUAUAUAUAUGUGUGUGUGUGUAUGUGUGUAUGUGUAUAUAUAUAAGAUAAUCACAAGAACAGUAGAAAUAGAAUGUCUAACUUUCAUAUCAGUUAAUUGGAAAACAAGAAUAAGAAGCUAUUGAACCUAACAGUAAUCAGGAGAGAAGAAAAACAGAAGCAUAGAAAAGACAUAGUAAUUAGAAAAUAAUGGAAUAAAUAAUGGGUGUAAUAAAAUUAGUAAUCAUAAGUAUAAUUUAUUAACAGAUAUAAUGUUUAACAUCUGUUAGAAGAUGGAGAUUCCUCCGUGCUAUUUAUAAGAGACUUUUGAAGCCAAAUAACACAAAGUAAAGAGGUAGAAAAAGAUAAAUCAGCAAGACAGUUUAAAAAAUAAGAGCUGGACUUAGAGAGUGGGGACAUCCUGCUUCGGAGCGGGAAUCUUCAUUGCACCAGUGACUAAAAAGAGAAUUAAAUAUGGGUGAUGUUGAGAAAGGCAAGAAGAUUUUUAUUAUGAAGUGUUCCCAGUGCCACACCGUUGAAAAGGGAAGCAAGCACAAGAUUGGGCCAAAUCUCCAUGGUCUCUUCGGGAGGAAGACAGGUCAGGCCCCUGGAUGCUCUUACACAGCCGCCAAUAAGAACAAAGGCAACACCUGGGGAGAGGAUACACUGAUGGAGUAUUUGGAGAAUCCCAAGAAGUACAUCCCUGGAACAAAAAUGAUCUGUGUCGGCAUUAAGAAGAAGGAAGAAAGGGCAGACUUGAUAGCUUAUCUCAAAAAAACUACUAAUGACUAAUAGUUGGCCACUGCCUUAUUUAUUACAAAACAAAUGUCUCAUGACUUUUUUAUGUGUACCAUACUUUAAUAGAUCUCAUACACCAGAAUUCAGAUCAUGAAUGAUGACAGAAUAUUUUGUUGGGCAGUCCUGAUUUAAAACUAAAACUGGCUUGUGGUUAAAUGAAUAUGUUCAGUUUUUGAAUUUUAAUAGUAAUUCCAAUUCAGUAAAUGCUAUCACUGUUUACCCCUUCUAAAGAUAUGAUUAGACUUCAUUAGUAAUGUUCAACUUUUCACAAAGAUGGUGAGUGCCAUCUUAAAACUUACUGGAGAUUGGUUUUAUAUUUAGAUUUAUAUAGCUGGUUAUGUGAAUAUAUUUAAAUACUGGAGAAAUUCCUUCACUGUCUCAGAACCAAGAAAGAUUCACCUGUGUUUUGUGUUCAUUUGCCUCUUAAAGGCAAGGGUUGAAGAUAAAUAAAUGGUAGCAAUGUCUAGAGUUUUGGCCUUAACGAUGCCAAUCUUAUUAUAAUUCCCUGUAUUUAAAAUGGUUCCUUUUACUUAUUGAAAGGCAUUUUAGUAUUGUUUAUGUGUAAUAUUAAAGAUUAUUCAACACUU
Macaca mulatta (Rhesus monkey) is the source of this 1373-nucleotide messenger RNA. The record is from RefSeq and is a predicted model, not a curated record. NCBI's taxonomy places the organism in Eukaryota, Metazoa, Chordata, Mammalia, Primates, Cercopithecidae.